AAGAGAUAAAAUAUUUAUUAUAUCAGAUGAACACAAACUAUUUAAGACACAUUAUAAAAAUUAUAUCGACUUUUACGCCAAUGUUUGUCAAAUAACUUAUAACACAAUAGAUUUGAAAGAAAACGCAAAAAUGUUAACAACAAAUCAAAGCGAAAAUAAUGAUAAAUCAAGUGAUGGUAACUAUAAAACCCAAUUCAUUGAGUUGUCAGCCAUAGGUUCGGGUGGUUUUGGGAUAGUAUUUAAAGUAAAGCAUAGAUUGGAUGAUAAGAUAUAUGCCGUUAAAAAAGUACAAUUUGGCGAUUUUUGUGAAGAAAAGAAACAAAAGGUUUUAAAAGAAGUGAAAAGUUUGGCAAAACUGGACUCAGAAUAUGUGGUAAAGUAUUACAACUCAUGGCUUGAGUCCAAUCAUCUCUUCAUUCAAAUGGAGUUCUGUUCACAAAGUCUUCAGACUAUAAUUAAAGACAAACCCAUUGUCUUCGAGAGACAACCGGAAGACCACAUGAAUAAACUCUUAGAAUGUGUUCAAUAUCUGCAUUCAAGUGAUCCGCCAGUCAUUCAUCGGGAUCUCAAACCCGACAACAUUUUGAUUACAAACAACUUUAGGUCCAAUCGUUGUGUAAAACUGUGUGACUUUGGUUUGGCCACAGAACACGACCCCAAACGACACACUGCCAGUCGAUAUGUGCACUCAUUUGUGGGCACUUUUAGAUAUAUCGCACCCGAAGUAUACACUCGUAGGAAAUAUAAUCAUAAAUCAGAUAUUUUUAGUCUUUCUCUAAUCGGCGAAGAUAUCUUUAGCGUAGAUUUACAGCCGUCGACAUCAUUCUCAGGACAAGAAUCGCUGUUUAAUUCAUCGCUAAUAUGUUUAUAUAAGACAUUGCAAUCAAUGAUGAACUAUGAGUUUAGAGAAAGGCCUGAAUGUCGGGAAGUGUUGGCCAAACAUAACGAGUGGUCCAUUGAUAAGAGUGUUGUCACUAAUUAUAAGGAAUUCAAUUCAGAUAAGCUUAAGUUCGGCGGACAUUACGGCCACUAUCGGCGCCCAUCGGCCCCCGAGUCGAUGGACUACCCGGACGUCGGGGCCAAUGAUGACCGACUCUGCACUGCACUCUACGGUCAACCCGACGGCUUAUUAAUUGGAAGUCAUACACUGACCCUCACAAGUGAUGGCCGCGUAUAUGCCUGGGAAUACGCAAAAAUAUUAACAAAAAAUCAAAGCGAAAAUAAUGAUAAAUCAAUUAAUGGUAACUAUAAAACCCAAUUCAUGGAGAUGUCAGCCAUAAGUUUGGGUGGUUUUGGGAUUGUAUUUAAAGUAAAGCAUAAAUUGGAUGAUAAGAUAUAUGCCGUUAAAAAAGUACAAUUUGGAGAUUGUAGUGAAAAGGAGAAACAAAAAGUUCUAAAAGAAGUGAAAACAUUAUCAAAACUUAACUCCGAUUUCGUGGUUAAAUAUUACAACUCGUGGUCUGAAGGGAAACAUGUGUUCAUUCAUAUGGAGUAUUGCUGUCAAACACUCGGAGAUGUAAUCAAAGACAAAGUCAUAGUAUUUGGCAGACAAUCGUCGGAAGCAAUGAAUUUAUACGAGUAUUUCAUUUCGUGUGAAAUACUUCGGGAACUCUUGCAAUGUUUGCAAUACAUCCAUGACUUGAAUCCACCGGUCAUUCACCGGGACUUAAAACCUGCAAAUGUUUUAAUUGUAAACAUCGCUAAUAAUAAUCGGUUUUUAAAACUAUGUGAUUUUGGUGUAGCCGUUGAGCACAACAUGGUAUCCAUGAGCCACACGUCAAGUGUCGGGACCUCACAAUAUAUGGCACCCGAAAUAUUUCAGAGCCGAUACACCACUAAAGUAGACAUUUAUAGUCUGGCAGUCAUUUCAUAUCAUUUGUUUGAUUUAUUCAAUAUUGAUAAACCACAGGAAGUGUACGGUUUGACCACAUUUUCAGCCAAUUUCCACAAAUUAUAUCAAAUAAUUAAACAAAUGUCUCUGGGAUUGGCUGAUGACCGGCCGACAAGUGGUCAGUUCCACAUGUCAUUUAAUAAUUUUGUAUCAGCCGCAUUAUUUCCGCGUUUGGGAUUUAUUGGUGUUCCUUACAAAGAGUCAUAUUUGGUCCAGUCC
This is a messenger RNA of Medioppia subpectinata, 2110 nucleotides long. The record is from the annotation of a GenBank genome assembly. Lineage: Eukaryota; Metazoa; Arthropoda; Arachnida; Sarcoptiformes; Oppiidae.